CUCCGGAGCCGGGAUGUGUCCGGCCGCGAGGGCGCGGCGGACAGCGGGACCCUGACCCAGCGGCCCGGAGUCGAAGCCCAGGCUGUCCCCUACUCCUCGGACCCGAGCCCGCAGUGGACCUCGGGCCACAGGCGCCUCCGCAUGCGGCAGCGCAGUUAGGGAGAUGCUGCAGGAUAAGGGCCUGUCGGAGAGCGAGGAGGCCUUCCGGGCCACGGGCCCAGCGCUCGGCGGCGAGGCCAACACCACCAACGCCGCCAGCGCCCCCGAGCCAGAGCUGGCCGCGCCGGGCCUCAGCGGAGCGGCGCUCGGCAGCCCCCCGGGCCCCGGCGCCGACGUCGCCGCCGUCGCGGAGCAGACCAUCGAGAACAUCAAGGUGGGCCUGCAUGAGAAGGAGCUCUGGAAGAAGUUCCACGAGGCGGGCACCGAGAUGAUCAUCACCAAGGCGGGCAGGAGGAUGUUCCCCAGCUACAAGGUAAAGGUCACAGGCAUGAACCCCAAGACCAAAUACAUCCUGCUGAUUGACAUUGUCCCUGCGGAUGACCACCGCUACAAGUUCUGUGACAACAAAUGGAUGGUGGCAGGGAAGGCUGAGCCCGCAAUGCCAGGAAGGCUCUAUGUCCACCCGGAUUCUCCUGCUACCGGGGCCCACUGGAUGCGGCAGCUGGUCUCCUUCCAGAAGCUGAAGCUGACAAACAAUCACCUGGACCCUUUUGGCCAUAUCAUUCUCAACUCCAUGCACAAGUACCAGCCACGGCUACACAUCGUGAAGGCCGAUGAGAACAAUGCUUUUGGCUCCAAAAACACAGCCUUCUGCACCCACGUGUUCCCAGAGACCUCCUUCAUCUCUGUGACCUCCUACCAGAAUCACAAGAUCACACAACUGAAAAUUGAGAACAACCCUUUCGCCAAGGGAUUCCGGGGCAGUGACGACAGUGACUUGCGUGUGGCCCGGCUGCAGAGCAAAGAAUAUCCCGUGAUCUCCAAAAGCAUCAUGAGGCAGAGGCUAGUCUCCACCCAGCUCUCGGCCAAGCCCGACGUCAGCCCCUUGCAUGGCGCCCACCAAGCACUCCAGCAUUACCAGUACGAGAACGGGGCUCACAUGCAGUUUGCUGCGGCUGAGCCACAGGACCUGCCCCUCAACACCUUCCCAGCCCAGAGGGAUUCAAGCCUCUUCUAUCACUGCCUGAAAAGACGAGCAGACAGUGUCCGCCACCUGGACUUACCCUGCAAGCGACCCUACCUGGAAGCUCCCUCUGCAGUGGGGGAGGAUCACUAUUUCCGUUCUCCCCCUCCCUACGACCAACAGAUGCUGAGCCCCUCCUACUGCAAUGAGGUGACCCCAAGAGAAGCCUGUAUGUACUCAGGUUCGGGGCCCGAGAUUGCCGGGGUGUCUGGGGUGGACGACUUGCCCCCGCCCCCACUGAGCUGUAACAUGUGGACGUCAGUCUCGCCGUACACGAGCUACAGCGUUCAGACCAUGGAGACUGUGCCUUACCAGUCCUUCCCCACGCACUUCACCGCCACCACUAUGAUGCCUCGGCUGCCUGCUCUCUCUGCUCAGAGCUCCCAGCCACCGGGAAACACCCACUUCAGUGUCUACAAUCAGCUCUCACAGUCUCAGGUCCGAGAGCGGGGGCCCACCGCCUCCUUCUCGAGGGAGCGUGGCCUCCCCGCAGUGUGUGAGAGGAAGCCGCCCUCUCCACACCUGAAUGCUGCCAACGAGUUCCUCUACUCUCAAAGCUUCUCCUUGUCCCGGGAAGCUUCCUUACAAUAUCAUUCAGGAAUGGGGACUGUGGAGAACUGGACUGACGGAUGACUCCCAUGUCUCCUGGACAGCCCCAGGACCAUGUUAGUCCAGUAUUAACCUCUUUGGGUGGCCCGCACUACCAAGAAACACAGGAAGGUAUUUUAAAGGGUGGGGUGUGUGCAUGUGUGUGUGUGUGUGUGUGUGUGUGUGCGCGCGUGUGUUUGGAAAGCUUCUGUCUUCUGACAUGCAACUGAGGCCAUGACAAGGAAACAAACAAUUAUCUAAGUAGUGAUUUUGGCUGUAGGACCCAGGUCCAUUGGUAUCUGACACCUCUUGACAUGCUUGUGGGUGGGAUGGGAGUGGCGAGUUCAUGUGAGUUAUUUAGAGAUUUUUAUAAUAUAAUAUUUGAUUUACUCAGGGGCCAGGUGGUGAGGUCUCUCCCACUGGGAAAGUUGGGGGAAGAGUCUCUCGCUGGGGUGGGAGGCUCUAUGUGCAUCUUAGAGUUCCUGGCCUUCUCUUUGAAAGGGGAGCAGAAAACCUUGUUUUGGGAGCUGGAGGCCACUCUUUUGGCUUCUGGAGAUUCUGUGAGACUACCUGAGAGGUGGACUCAGCUAAGCAAAGCGUGCUCUGAGAAUGGAGCUGCCUGCUCAGUGAGUGGCCUGGAAAUUGAUCCCUGGAGCUGUGAGGGCUGACUUUCAGAGAGAGUCAUGUGCUACGUGUCAUCGGAUGGGUAUUAAAAAAAAAAUUUUUUUUUUCCUUCAAGAGGAGGGAAAAUGCAACCAAUAGCAUCACUGUCAUCAUUCAGGUUUUCUGAUAACGUACAAAGCCCUUCCCUCUUGGUCCCCGACAUACAAGCUCUCACUCUCUCUAUUGUGUAAGACUCCGUCUCUCAGGCACCAUCUGUAUCCCACGCCUGCCCUGCAAUUAAGAAACACACUCACCUGGCAACGUCCCCAGGAGACUGUAUUGGAGCUGCUGCCAGGCACCCCAGAGCCUGUUCUGCUCCCAGAAAUUUCUUGUCUCUGGAACGAGAAAGCCCAACAGAAAUAAAAAUGAGAAUUGAGAAAACAUCCAUUUCUUCCAGUAGAUUCAGCCAGGGUGCUCAAGGAGCAAGGAGAAUUCUUCUCCAGUGAGGUGUAUCUCAUAGUCGUCAGCCCAGCUUUUUAGCAUUGAACGUCACCAGACCAUCCAUGGGGCUGGUGUGAACUCUGUAAUCAAAUGUGGGAAAUCACUAAACUCUUUGCAUGCUGAAUAGUUAUUUAUAUAUUAUAUAAAUAAGUAAGUAAGUAAAUAAAUAAAGAAAUAUCUAUCUAUCUAUCUCACGAAUGCAGGCCACAUGUCAAAUUCAAGCUUUGCUUUUUUACAAAGGAAUAAACCUAAUAAAGUGAAACGUUGGAGGGGGUAUUUGGAAAGACAUCUAUUUAAAUUUUAUUACACAUUUGAUGUUAAAAACUAAGAAUGGUUUAGAAAAACAUAUAAAUAAAUAAAUAAAUAUAUAAAUAUAAAUAUAUAUAUAUAUAUAUAUAAACACACACACACUACAGAUUAAACUUUAUUAGAAGACACGGUAGCUAACAGGGGAUGUGGAACUUCAAGUGUUUUGUUAUAUAGCAUGGACGUUUUAUUUUACAUAUCGGAACAUAAAGCCAUUUUACAACUGUGAA
Rhinolophus ferrumequinum (greater horseshoe bat) is the source of this 3411-nucleotide messenger RNA. RefSeq names its product T-box transcription factor 4 (gene TBX4). Bases 164 to 1816 code for a protein of 550 amino acids. The record is from RefSeq and is a predicted model, not a curated record. Gene Ontology annotation, biological process: angiogenesis; positive regulation of DNA-templated transcription; regulation of transcription by RNA polymerase II. Gene Ontology annotation, molecular function: DNA-binding transcription factor activity, RNA polymerase II-specific; RNA polymerase II cis-regulatory region sequence-specific DNA binding. Gene Ontology annotation, cellular component: nucleus. The transcript is spliced from 9 exons. NCBI's taxonomy places the organism in Eukaryota, Metazoa, Chordata, Mammalia, Chiroptera, Rhinolophidae.